Messenger RNA from Tarenaya hassleriana, 830 nucleotides. RefSeq lists its product as uncharacterized. The coding region runs from base 157 to 651 and encodes 164 amino acids. The transcript has 3 exons. NCBI's taxonomy places the organism in Eukaryota, Viridiplantae, Streptophyta, Magnoliopsida, Brassicales, Cleomaceae. The record is from RefSeq and is a predicted model, not a curated record.
UCUUUUCCACACAUCCCAUUAACUUUAAUUACUACUAGUCUUUAUAUAAAUAUCCAUUUUUUCACAUAAAUGGUCUUGUAGCCCCAUUCCUCUACACCCGCACACAUUCUUGGCGAAUUACUAAUCCAAGAACAAAAGAAGAAAAGGGAGAAGAGAAUGGUGAGGGUAGGGGGUAUUCUUGUUUGUCUUGUGAUCGUGGGCUUAGACAUAGCUGCGGCUAUCCUUGGCAUCCAAGCAGAAGUUGCCCAAAACCAGGUGAAGCAUAUGAGGCUAUGGCUGUUCGAGUGUAGAGAGCCAAGCGAAGAUGCGUUCAGGUUAGGGUUAGCGGCGGCGGCAGUGUUGGCUCUGGCUCACGUUCUCACCAACUUGAUCGGUGGAUGCAUGUGCAUCUGCUCCCAGGAUGAGUUCGAGAGAGCUUCUUCCACCAGACAAAUCUCCAUGGCCUGUCUUGUCCUCUCCUGGAUAAUAUUCGCGGUCGGAUUCGGGGCUCUGGUGAUAGGGACAAUGUCGAACAGCAAGUCAAGAGCCUCCUGCGGAUUCACACAUCAUCACCUGUUGUCCAUCGGAGGAAUCCUGUGUUUCGUCCAUGCCCUCUUCUGCGUCGCUUAUUACGUCUCUGCCACUGCCGCCUCCGACGAACGGCACAAGUGAAUCUGCUGCCGUCGGUUCUUCCCCCUUCUUCACUCUUCUACCUAAUCGUUUUCAUGUUAAUCCAAGAUUAUUUCUUUUCCUUUUUCUUUGUUUUUUUAAAUAUCUCUCGCUCCAAAGUUUCUUUUGUAAUUUGAAAAGUCGCGUCCUUUUGAAAAAAAUGAAAUCUUUAUGUCGUGACA